Molecule: messenger RNA, 3936 nt
Organism: Zasmidium cellare ATCC 36951
Lineage: Eukaryota; Fungi; Ascomycota; Dothideomycetes; Mycosphaerellales; Mycosphaerellaceae
Exons: 2
Coding region: 1-3936 (1311 amino acids)
Biological process (GO): endosomal vesicle fusion; vesicle-mediated transport; macroautophagy
Cellular component (GO): HOPS complex; late endosome
Molecular function (GO): protein binding
Source: RefSeq, a predicted model, not a curated record
AUGUCUGCUGAUGUCCAUGCGACCGCGCCGGACGAGUCGGAACGCCCAUCAAACCACGAUAGACCCGUCGAAUCCAGCGCAGCAGCUGCCACCGCGACUAAUGACAAUGGCGACGAGGACGAUGAGGAGGAAGAGGACGAGGACGAGCCCAAGCUGAAGUAUGCCAAACUGUCGGACAAGUUUGCCUCGGUAUACAAGACCACCCAACAUGGCAACUCGACGUCCGCUUUCACCGUCGAAGGAGACAAGAUGGUGGUGGGCACACAUAAUGGAAGCGUCUACGUUUUUGGAGUGCCCUCUCUGGACAGCAUACGAACGUAUCGCGCCCACUCGGCGAAUGUCACCAGCAUCAGUAUCAGCCCUGUACCACCGCCUCCAGUCCUGAUUCGAAGUGAUACUGGCAAUGCGACUCUCGUUCCAUCCCCGCCUGCCAGUCAGAAAAGCAUAGCUGCACCGUCACGAACAGCCACGAGCACGAGCAGUCCCAGGACCCCCUCAAAAAGCCAGCAAAAUCAGCAGCAGAAUCUAGUGCCAAACACUCCCAACAAUCAGAUAUACGUUGCGACCAGCUCUCUGGAUGGCCAUGUGUGCAUCUCGUCUCUGAUCGAUCCACAGGACGUUCAGCUCCGCAACUUUGCCCGUCCUGUAAAUGCUGUUGCCUUGAGCCCAGAGUAUAAGACGGAUAAGACGUAUCUCUCUGGAGGACUGGCAGGGAACUUGGUGUUGACGGUGGGCGGCAAGGCAGGCGUCAGUACAGACGCGAACACCAACAGCGCGGCGGCGGCGGCGUCGGGAUGGUUGGGAGCAAUAGGGAUUGGCGGCAAUACUGGUCGGGACACGAGUUUGCAUUCUGGGGAAGGUACUAUCAGCACCAUUAAAUGGAGUUUGAGCGGGAAAUGGGUGGUUUGGGUCAACGAGGAGGGAAUCAAGAUUAUGAGGAGUCACCUCAAGCUAAGCAGCGAGCAUCAAGAAGACGCUUGGAGGCGAAUAGCACACGCUGCCAGACCAAAUCGAACUGGCUGGGAAGAGAUGGCUGGGGUGUGGAAGGCAAGAUGUGAGUGGGUUGAUGAGAAGGCAUUGGAGUCGGACGACUUGACCACAGGGGGCACACACCACGCUACAAACGGCGUCAAUGGCACAGAUACUGUCAAAUCGACGGCUUCGAAGCAGGGCAAGAAGAAGAUCGAGAAGCUCGUCGUUGGAUGGGGCGAUACUGCCUGGGUAAUGCAUGUGCAGUCUGGCAGUUCCACUCCCCAGCCACCAAAUGCGAAACGACAGGUUGGCAGUGCGGACAUCAUCCACAAACUCCAAUUCCGCGACUGCGUCAUCUCGGGUAUCAGCUUCUACACGCCUUCGCUGCUUGCUAUUCUGGCGUAUCGGACGAGGGAUGAUGACGACAAACCAAUCCAGACCUCUUCAACUUACAACCCCAGUAGAGGCAAUUCAGAAGGAAAAAGGGUCAAGCACACUAGUCUCGCCCCUCAGCUUCGACUGGUGAAUGUGGUGAAUGGCGAAGAAGAUGAGCUGGACGAAUUGUCAAACCUCUCGCAAUACGAGAAAUUUACCUCACAAGACUACCAUCUUGGUACGCUGUUCAUGCCUCCUCCGUUGCCCGAAAAAGCGACGCGAGAACAGCAGAAAGGCAGGCUGGAAGGUCUUUGGGAUGCCACUGCCAGCACCCUGACUGGAGGUGGAUACGCCACUCGCAUGUUCUCGUCAAACGCGAGUGUUAUGAGUGGUAGUAGUGGUGGAAAGGAGACUAAUGGGAGAAGCUUCUCAUUUAAAAGACCCGGAUCAGAUCGAGACGUCACGCCGUCGCCGGAAAUUCGAAGAAGACCGGUAUAUGCCCAUCCGUACACGCUGGAACCUGGCCUCAAGCUCUUCAUCCACAGUCCGUACGAUUGUGUUCUUGCUGUAAAGCGAGAGCUGUCAGAUCAUCUGGAAUGGCUUCUCGAACAUCAGCAAUAUGGCCAGGCAUGGAAGUUGAUCGACGACCACCCAGAAGCUGUCGAUGGCUCAUCUGCCGAGCAGUCGCAAUAUAGCUCAACGCCAAGUUCCCCAUCGAAGGAUGGUGCAAGAGGGCUUGCAGACUUCUUCGCGGAUGAAACAGCUUCGCAAAGUACUGACGCCGCCUUGAGAGCUCAUAACUCUGCGGCAUCGAAGGAGAAGAGACGAAUAGGUGAUCUGUGGCUUCAGCAGCUCGUUUCUGCAAAUCAGUGGGAUGAGGCUGGUGUCGUUGCUGGAAAGGUGCUGGGCACCAGCAGUCGCUGGGAGCACUGGGUCUGGACCUUUGCCCAGGCAGACAAGUUCGACGAGAUCACGCCGUAUAUCCCUUCUACGGCGAUGAAGCCGCCGCUUCCCAGUCUGGUGUACGAAGUCAUUCUAGGUCAUUACAUUGGCAAGGACAGAGAUCGCUUGAGCAGGCUACUCGAUCAAUGGGACCCUGAGCUCUUCGACGUGAAAAGCGUCGUCAGUGCGAUUGAGGAUCGACUGGAAAGCGGCGAGGUCACCGAAGAGAGUGUCGAAGAUGGAGUCAAAGGCCGCGACUGGAGAAUUCUCAUGGAAGCACUUGCAAGACUUUACCUCGCUGACGGACGUGCCAGAGAAGCAUUACGAUGCUACAUUGCUCUACAAGAUGCCGAGAAAGCGUUUGGACUCAUUCGUGAAGAGAAGCUGCUGGACGUGAUCAUCGACGAUGUUCCUGGCCUGCUCAUGCUGAGAGUGAGCAGAGAACAGAUGCGAUCAGCGCCUUUGUCUGAGCUCGAAGAGGCUACAUCGGAAGCGACACAGCUCCUUGUGGAGGAAGCACAUCGCGGUGCGAUACAUGUUUCGACCGUGGUGAAUCAGCUCAUUCGUAAAGGAGACGCCUAUCAGCCCUUCCUUUUCUUCUACCUCCGCGCACUCUGGAACGGGAAGGCAUCCAGUGCGCCAGCACCACGAAGACGGAAAGAUCCCGUCAUUGAUGAAGGGCACGCUCUUGUUGAAGAACAUGCAGAUCUUGCGGUCCGACUGUUCGCCGAAUACGACCGCCCUCUGCUCCUCGAGUUCCUGAAAGCUAGUGAAGUCUACAGCUACGACAAGGCCGCGAAGAUCUGCAAGGACAGGCAUUACAUCCCCGAACUCGUGCACAUUCUCUCCAAGACUGGACAGACGAAAGAGGCGCUGUCUUUGAUCAUUGGAGAGCUUGCGGAUGUCGGUCAGGCGAUUGCGUUUGCGAAAGAGCAUCCUGAUUUGUGGGAGGAUCUUUUGGAUUAUAGCAUGAACAAGCCGUCGUUCAUUCGUGGACUGCUCGAGGAAGUCGGCGCUGCACGAUAUGAAGGUUUCGAUCCAAUUGAUGUUGUGCGCAGGAUACCCGAGGGAGUCAUCAUCAAGGGGUUGAAGCAGGGUAUACAGCGACUGGUGAGGGAGUUCGAAAUCCAGAUGUCGAUAUCUGAGGGCGUGGCCAAGGUCUUGAGAGGUGAAGUAGGCAUGGGCAUGGACACGCUGCGAGCGGGCCGAAAGAAGGGAGUGAGGUUCGAGGUCGUGCACGAGUCGGCAAGUGAGGUCGAUCUGGCAGUUCACGACCCGCCAACGAGAAUCCCAGGCGACGAAGAACUCCCCAUACCGACAAAGAAGAUCGACAAGAAAGACGCCAAAGAGGAGAUCAAACCAGGCCACUGCGUCGGCUGUGGAGACGUCUUCCACGCAGAAGAGAAAGAACCCCUCAUCGGCUUCGCCUGCGGCCACGUCUACCACCUCUCGUGCCUUCUCCGCGCCAACCCUGAUACGCGCGACUCGAAAGAAGCGGAGGCUUUGCUGGAUCAGAUGGCCUCCGGACGGGAUGAAGAUGGUUAUGGCAGCAGGAGUGUGGGCGGGAAGGUUGCGCAUGCGCAUGUUAUUGGGAAUGUUGUGAGGGGUGGGUGUGUGGUUUGUUCGGGGGUUGUUGGGGAGGGGUGA